Messenger RNA from Piliocolobus tephrosceles (Ugandan red Colobus), 2081 nucleotides. RefSeq names its product probable G-protein coupled receptor 148. The coding region runs from base 628 to 1542 and encodes 304 amino acids. Gene Ontology annotation, molecular function: odorant binding; olfactory receptor activity. The record is from RefSeq and is a predicted model, not a curated record. Gene Ontology annotation, cellular component: membrane. The transcript has 2 exons. NCBI's taxonomy places the organism in Eukaryota, Metazoa, Chordata, Mammalia, Primates, Cercopithecidae. Gene Ontology annotation, biological process: detection of chemical stimulus involved in sensory perception of smell.
CCAACGGUGCCUUGCAGAAGCUUCCAACUGCCUUUCUCUUGCCUCUGUUACGCAGUUCGGUCAUUUCUACAGACUUAAUCUGAGAUCUCUGAAGGCUAGUCUGGCUUAAAACUACCAGUUUCAGCGGCUUGCAUUUUUCUCUUCUAUUUGGGUGGGGAAGAUUUUUCAGUUUUCUCUUAGAGAUACUUUCCCUUGUGGGGCAUGAUAGUGUGUGCCUCUUUGUAGAAGGAUCCCUGUAUGCAGAAGUAGAGGCGCUGGCCUCAGGCUCCUCCACUUCCUCUUGGACAGAAGACGCUGAGCAUUUUUUCAGGAAGUGGUCACCCCAGUGGUCCCGGGCUUUCUCAGACUUCCUGAAGCUCUCUACACGGUGAAUCACAGUGAGACAGUGGCAGCAGGCACCACGGAAGGGACCCUCAAAUCUGAAGGCUCAAGGUCCUGGGAAAAGAUGAAGUGGAGCAUGCCCUUUGUUUCCUACUAUUAGAUGCUGAGUGUUGGAAGUUCUUCCUAGGGUUCACAAAAAAACUCCUGCCCAUCUUCCACUUACUUUUUCCUGGAAAACACAACUUAUUUCACUGGCAGAAAAGAUCUCCGCUGUUAAAGUGAGGAGCCAAGCUGUUCCCAAAGAUCAUGAACCUGUCUUCUGAGCACUGCAGCAGAUCAGAUUGGCUGAGGCUAGAAGCAACAGUGAAGGCCUCUGUCUAUGUGUUCACCUUCUCCUUUGCCACAGUCAUCACUGUCAUCAUUAUGGCAAUAGUGUCACAGAAUUCAAAGCUGCGGGGAGAGGCCCGAUACAUCCUCCUUUGCCAGCAUCUGCUGUGCAUCUCUUCCUACUGUGGCCUGGGGAUCCUUUUCCAAGGAAUGCCGGCACUCCUGGCCAACAGCCCCCUGCUGAUAUGCUGGGUGGUGUUUGGAGCCAAGCUGAGCGUUGGAGAUGGGAUUCUCUUCACGCUGGCCUUGAUGGCUCUCAACACUUACAUGGCGAUUUGCUGGCCACUGAGAUAUCUGUCCUUUGUAGAUUCAGUUAAGUAUAGGAUUCUGGCUGGGACUUGGAUGACCAUUAUGCUCAAGAAUGUUUGCUUGUUCGUCAUAGAGGGCACUAAACCCACUGUGAUUGCAGUUUUAAAAUUGGAACCCCUUUGCCCUGUGAUCUUGAACGGCACUCCUGCCAGGGCCACUGGCAUGGUUUUUAUUUUCCUUCUUUUGUCUAUCAUUCUUAUAAGCUACUCUCUGAUAUACCACAAAGGAAAACGGACUGGCCAUUUUAAUAGGUCAAAUAUCAAAGCAAGGAAAACAGUCCUUAUUCAUUUAGUGCAGAUAAGCUUACAUAUCAUACCACCCCUGAUAUUCAUAGGUUUGGGGAAGGUGUGUGGGGUAUUUUUCUUUGCUUUGAAUCUGGUGGUUUUUGGCAUUUUUGCAUUUGCCCAGUGUUUUAACUCUCUGAUCUAUGGGCUCUGGAAUAAAGAGCUGCACAGCAGAUUACACCAUUGGAUGUGUUUUCAGUUAUGGUGUGGUCACACUGCGAACAGCAGAGGGCCAGUUUAGAAAAAAAUCAGCCAUUUGGAUCAAUAACUUUAGUCCUAAUGGUUUCAUCAGCUAAGGCUGAGGUCCUGUCUUUCACUCAGCCUAAAAUUGGUGCCUUCAUUUGAUUUUGAAAGCAAUAUGAGUAAGUCAAAGUUAUUUGUUUGGCUUACAAACUUGACUACUGCGUACACUGAAUUGGCCUCAGUGAAAUCCUUUUAAUGUCUUUAACUUUAAACCCAGGCCAGUGUUUUUAGUAGUGUGCUCUACUGCGUUUGAGCAGUUAGGCAGAUCUUGGGGAUAUACUUGUUUUUAGAAACUGAGAAAUAGUCCAUGGUUAAUGCGAAGGGAAGAAGUUUGGCUGUUUCCAUUAUACUAAUUAAGGGUAGAUUCAGCUGCAGAUAAUAAAAAUACAGCAACAAAAUAACAGUGGCUUCAAAAAGUUAGAGAUAUAUAUUUUUUUUCCUUUUUCUUUAAGACAGGGUCUGGCUGUGUCACCUAGACCUGAGUGCAGUAGUGCAAUCACAGCUCACUGCAACCUCGACCUCCUGACCUCAAGUGAU